UAAUAUGACUAACUUUAUUGAUGUAUAUCUAAUAAAUACAUUUUCUCUGAGUUUUCUCCUUUCUGUGGUUUUUAUUUGCAUGAAAAUAUAACAUUAAAUGUCCAAGAACAGAUGUUUACAGUGUGAGUCAUCUUCACAGGAUCACAGAGAUGGCUUCCCACAGCUUCUCUGCCCUCCUCAACCUGCGCUUCCUGGACCUCAGUGGGAACCAGCUGGUGCUCAUCCAUCCAGAAGCUCUCAGCAUACCCGGCAGUCCCCUUCAGGAGCUCAGCCUGAGCUGCUCGCUCUACAACUUCUCCGCCCUGACCGACCUCGCCACAGCUCUGCGCUGGGGCAGCCUCAGAGGGCUCCUCCGCCUCGACCUCUCUGGGAACCAGCUCUCCCUGCUGCCCCCGGGCAUGUUCUCUCACCUCCCCAGCCUGCAGCAGCUCUUCCUUACUAACAACUCUCUGGUGACGGUCUACAGCGGAACCUUCUCUGGCAUGAACCAGCUGCAGGUGCUGGACCUUUCACACAAUGCCUUCAGCAAGUUCAGCGCUGAUGCUCUCCGGGAGCUGGAGACGCUCGGGAACAUCCAAGUCUUCCUCGGGGACAACCCCUACACCUGCUCCUGUGAGAUCCAAGACUUUGUGUCCUGGCUGAAUGAGUCAAGAGCUCAGGUGGACGUGCACGCUGUAAGGUGCGCCUCACCAAGGGGGUUGAAUGGCACCUUGCUGCAGGGGCUCAGUGUCCAGGCCGUUGGAUGUGUUGUUCCAGACCAAGCAGAGGUGGCUGACCUCAGCCUGCAGACGUCCUAUGUCUUUCUGGGACUUGUUCUGGGGUUUGUGGGGAUGGUGUUUCUCCUUGUUCUCUACCUGAAUCGAAAAGAUAUGAAGAAUUGGAUCAUUGGGAUGAGAGAUGCAUGUCAAGACGUCCUGGAGGGGUAUCACUACAGAUAUGAGAUCGACUCAGACCCUCGACUGGGGCACAUUUCAGCAGCGAAUGGUAACAGCAAGGAAAAGGGGCAACAAGGAUUAACUCUGUCACAGCAGCUGCCGAGUGACACCUGUAUCCUCUAGGUUCCUACAGACACACACGUCAGACAGGUGACAGCCUCCCCACCCGUGAGCCUAUGAAGCUCAAAUACUCUGAGUAAAUAAGAAAUACAUGUAGAUGUGAGUAGUUUAUUCUUGCAGAUGAACUUCCUGUACAUACUGCACUGACUUAUUAGCCAUACCUUAAAAGUGCCUUUGUGUUUCCAAGGAACUGGAGCAUUUUAUCUCUAAAUAAGCAUUAAUAUUCCGUGUUUAUUGUACAUUUUAUAAAAAAUAUAAUACAUAGACUACGUUGAAGACAAAAUAGAUCGUCAGCCUGUUGAUUUUAGCAAACUGUGGUUCCCUUUCUUCUUUCAUAUUAGUGCCACUAUUUUAAAUAUCUUAAUAGAGCAAUUAAUUGAUAAGUUGGGCUUUGGAAAACACUGAUCGACAUUUUCCCCCAUUUUCUGCCAUUUUACAGCGAAAAUAACGAUUUAUUGAGGAAAUGAUAAUAAUAAAUUAUCUGCUCACCCUGAUGGAAAGCCAAACAGUGUUGCAGCAUUCUCCAUCAAAAAAAAACAUAAUGGCUCCAAACUGCUUGGGCAAAAUCCAAGUCACAGGAGGCCGUGAGAUUUCCUCGAGACUUAAAUUAGACUGGGCCAUUUUUUUUUUUCAGUGUAUUUUUUUUAUGUUUAAAACAAGUCCCCAUCUGCUUCAGUUGGAGAAUGCUGCAACAUUGUUUUGCUGCCAAGCAAAAUGGAAAUGUUUUGUGGACCAUGAUGUAACUUCACCUGACUUUCAUCGGUUUGAGGGUGAAAAGAUAAUGAUUGUGUUUUCAUUGUUGGCUAUCAUAUCCUUUAAUAG
Molecule: messenger RNA, 1877 nt
Organism: Acanthopagrus latus (yellowfin seabream)
Lineage: Eukaryota; Metazoa; Chordata; Actinopteri; Spariformes; Sparidae
Gene: tpbg1a
Product: trophoblast glycoprotein-like
Exons: 1
Coding region: 150-1058 (302 amino acids)
Biological process (GO): negative regulation of canonical Wnt signaling pathway
Cellular component (GO): plasma membrane
Molecular function (GO): protein binding
Source: RefSeq, a predicted model, not a curated record